This is a messenger RNA of Symphalangus syndactylus (siamang), 2981 nucleotides long. RefSeq names its product RFNG O-fucosylpeptide 3-beta-N-acetylglucosaminyltransferase (gene RFNG). Gene Ontology annotation, molecular function: O-fucosylpeptide 3-beta-N-acetylglucosaminyltransferase activity. NCBI's taxonomy places the organism in Eukaryota, Metazoa, Chordata, Mammalia, Primates, Hylobatidae. Gene Ontology annotation, cellular component: Golgi membrane. The record is from RefSeq and is a predicted model, not a curated record. Gene Ontology annotation, biological process: pattern specification process.
AUGAGCCGCGCGCGUGGGGCGCUGUGCCGGGCCUGCCUCGCGCUGGCCGCGGCCCUGGCCGCGCUGCUGUUACUGCCGCUGCCGCUGCCCCGCGCGCCCGCCCCGGCCCGGACCCCUGCCCCGGCUCCGCGCGCGCCCCCAUCCCGGCCCGCCGCCCCCAGCCUGCGGCCCGACGACGUCUUCAUCGCCGUCAAGACCACCCGGAAGAACCACGGGCCGCGCCUGCGGCUGUUGCUGCGCACCUGGAUCUCCCGAGCCCGCCGGCAGACGUUUAUCUUCACCGACGGGGACGACCCUGAGCUCGAGCUCCAGGGCGGCCGUGUCAUCAACACCAACUGCUCGGCCGUGCGCACCCGUCAGGCCCUCUGCUGCAAGAUGUCCGUGGAGUACGACAAGUUCAUUGAGUCCGGUCGCAAGUGGUUCUGCCACGUGGAUGAUGACAAUUAUGUGAACCCCAGGAGCCUCCUGCACCUGCUCUCCAGCUUCUCACCCAGCCAGGACGUCUACCUGGGGCGGCCCAGCCUGGACCACCCCAUCGAGGCCACCGAGAGGGUCCAGGGUGGCAGAACUGUGACCACGGUCAAGUUCUGGUUUGCUACUGGUGGGGCCGGGUUCUGCCUCAGCAGAGGCCUUGCCCUCAAGAUGAGCCCAUGGGCCAGCCUGGGCAGCUUCAUGAGCACAGCUGAGCAGGUGCGGCUGCCGGAUGACUGCACAGUGGGCUACAUCGUGGAGGGGCUCCUGGGCGCCCGCCUGCUGCACAGCCCCCUCUUCCACUCUCACCUGGAGAACCUGCAGAGGCUGCCGCCGGACACCCUGCUCCAGCAGGUUACUUUGAGCUAUGGGGGUCCUGAGAACCCACAUAACGUGGUGAAUGUGGCUGGAGGCUUCAGCCUGCAUCAGGACCCCACACGGUUUAAGUCUAUCCACUGCCUUCUCUACCCAGACACGGACUGGUGUCCCAGGCAGAAGCAGGGCGCCCCGACCUCUCGGUGACACCAACCACCCCUGACCCAGGGCUGCCUGGCUCUGUCCCAGGUGCGGGGAGCCAGAGCCCCCUGUGGCCUCAGUGGGCUCCCUCAGGUGCCAUGGCCACACCAGUGAGAUGCAGGCACCUGGCAGACCCUCUGGCUAGCCUGCAGCCCCCCUCUCCCAGCCCCUGGUGGGCUGCGAUGAUGGGUGUUUUGGGAGAACGAAGACAGCCAGGCUGAUGGCCGGGGCCGCAGUGCCCCUCUCCCCGACCCAGCCACAGGGUUGAUCCCACGGGAACAGGCUUCCACCCCAGCACUUGAGCACCUGGGAAGGAGCUGCCAUCCAGGCUCCAUUACCUAUUGCUGAAGGCGGGUGCUAGGCUGGCUAGGUGCCGAGGAGCAGGCUCCAGGCCAAGGUCCUGGCCCAGCCACGGCCGUUGCAAGGGCUUAGCCUGGCAGGCUUUGUGGGGGGAUGCCGCCCUCUCUGCCGCAGGCUGGGUGCACGGCAGGGCGCCACAGUAGGACUCAGGCCCGAGAAGGUCAUGCUCUCGGCCAGAACUUUGCUCUCAGUUCAGGCACCUCAUUCGGAGGCCUCUUGACUGGGACCACAGAGAUGUUUUCUCCGCUCUGACUUGUGGCUCAGGGCUACUUUCUGGGUCGUGCUCCUGCCCCACUGUGCCUGGGCCCAUAAACAACAGGAGCCUUUUGUUCCGCUGACCUGCCCAUCCCAGCAGACCCACCUCCCCGCCUGGUGCCUUCCAUGGAGGGAAAUGGGACAGGGGCUGUCAUCUCCCCUCUGCCUCCUGCUUUGCUGUUGCCGAGCACGAGUAAAGGCUCUGUUCUUACUCCACAUGGCUCCUGUCUUAGUCACCCACCAGCCCAGCUCUCCUCGGGUCCCUGCCGUGUCCCCCUUCUACCCCAGGAAGGCUCUGUCCCAGGCAGGGCUAUAUCGUUGCUGUCCUGCCCACCCAGCCUUGAACCCACCAGACUCUUCUUUGGAAGCCAAAAUCUCCAGCAGAGGUGGUGUGCGAGGGUCCUGCCAGGAGGGAUGGACACUGGAUGCUGCCCUGAGAGGCCACCUUCCUGAGCAUCGUGCUUGCCUCCUCCCGUGUGUUGUGUGGAGCCAGGUGCACGUGGGUGUGUAUGAGGGUGGGUGUGCAUGGGUGUGUACACGAGGCUGAGCAGACACAUUGAGAGCAGGUGUGUACAUGCAUAUAGGUGAGUAUCCACCCGUGUGUGCAUCUGUGUGCAUCAGUGGGUGUGUGCGUGGCAGUGUCUGCGUGUGUGGGUGUGUGCACUCAUGCAUGGGUGUGUGGAGGGCAGAGAGGAGGCACCCACAUAACCCGCGUGGAGUUUGCUGGUUUCUGUCUCAUUUGUGCUCAGCCUGGAGUAGAAGGCACCCUGAGGAGACUUGAGGUUAAUCAUGACUGGGUGCUCAGCCAACAGCCCAGGCCCCUGGCUUUGUCCACUGCAGGCUCUGGGCUGGGAGAGGAAUUUUGGGGCUCAGAACAAGUGUCGGGUGAAUUUCAGCAAGUCUGAAACCUGCAUUUCGACAGAAAUGAGAGAAAAGCGAAUUCUUGAAAGUUGCUGCAGAAUUAUAGACGCCCCAAGAGAAGGCAUCCCCUGCGUCUCCUGUGUCCGCGGUGGGCGUCUGCCCGUGUGGUCUCGGGGCCUCACGCUGGCUCUCCCGGAUGCAAGGUCUGGGUGUUGCGCCUUCCUCUGACCUCAUGUGGAUCUCCCUCCCUCCCAGGCCUGUGCCACACGGGCCCGGUGUCCUUGGAGUGUGGGGAACAUGGACUAGAGUGCAUUCACGCCCCAGAAAGGGUGUCUAGGGACAAAGUGUCCCCAGUGGGUUGUUUCCAGGGCGUGAGGCUCUAGCAAAUCUUGGUGGACACGCGCUUUCCGGAAGAGUCCAGCUUGCAGCUCCUCUGAGAAAAUAAUGUAUCCAUUUUACCUCACCUCUGUCAACACUAGUCUUAAAACCUAAAGCAUUUUAUUGUUGUCUAACUGAAA